Acyrthosiphon pisum (pea aphid) is the source of this 2617-nucleotide messenger RNA. Its product is annotated as eye-specific diacylglycerol kinase. The record is from RefSeq and is a predicted model, not a curated record. The transcript is spliced from 13 exons. Gene Ontology annotation, biological process: phospholipase C-activating G protein-coupled receptor signaling pathway. Lineage: Eukaryota; Metazoa; Arthropoda; Insecta; Hemiptera; Aphididae. Bases 23 to 2104 code for a protein of 693 amino acids. Gene Ontology annotation, molecular function: ATP-dependent diacylglycerol kinase activity; protein binding. Gene Ontology annotation, cellular component: plasma membrane.
AAUAAUAUAUUAUUAUUGUGUUAUGCAGCCGGACAAAGAAGACAAGCUGUUCGUUAUAAAACCGAUCCCGACGGUGAACGUCAAGCCUGUGAUAAUAUUUAUAAACCCAAAGUCUGGCGGCAACCAGGGUGUUAAGCUGCUGCAGAAAUUCCAGUGGCACCUGAAUCCCAGGCAAGUGUUCGACCUCAGCCGGGGCGGUCCCAGGAUGGGCCUGGAACUGUACAAGAAGGUGCCGAACCUCCGGGUGUUGGCGUGCGGUGGCGACGGCACCGUCGGGUGGGUGCUGUCUAUCUUGGACCAAAUAGCCAACGCCGUAUCGUUUCCGGUGGGUGUGCUACCGUUGGGCACGGGAAAUGACCUGGCCAGAGCUCUCGGUUGGGGCGGCGGUUAUAUGGACGAGCCGGUGUCGAAAAUACUGACCAACUUGGAAGAAAGCGAAACGAUCCGGUUGGACCGCUGGAACUUGGAUGUGGUGCCCAAUGAACAGGUUAAAGGGACGGACCACGCUGGGAAAGACAAUUUACCAUUGAACGUGAUGAAUAAUUACUUCUCGUUGGGCGUAGAUGCUCAGAUUGCACUCGAAUUCCAUGAAGCCAGAGAGGCCAAUCCAGAGAAGUUCAGCUCGCGGAUGUACAAUAAACUGUUUUACGGCGUCCGGGGUGGUAUCGAGCUGCUGGACCGGAAGUGGAAAGGUUUAUCGGAUCACAUGACGCUGGAGUGCGACGGCAAAGACCUGACGCAGCGCAUCAAAGACUUGAAAGUGCACGCCAUAUUGUUUUUAAACAUACCCAGCUACGGGGGUGGCACGCGACCGUGGAACAAGUCAGCUGGCAACAACUCUACCGACGACGGACUCAUCGAAGUCAUCGGCUUAACGAUCAUGCAAAUAACGAGAUUGCAAACUGGAGGGACUGGGACACCGUUGUGCCAAUGUAAAACGGCUCGCAUAACCACCAGUAUACCUGUGCCCAUGCAAGUGGACGGCGAAGCUUGCCGUUUAAAACCGUCGGUGAUCACGUUGGGAUUCUUCAACCAGGCAACGAUGAUGGCAAAACGUCGGAAAGGCAGACAGACGCCUACCCGCGAGACCACGAUAGACAAACACAGAGUGUCGGUCCAAAGACUGAAGCUUCAAGAUUACGAGCAACACCACUGUGACAAAGAGUUGCUCAUCCAGUCGUCUAUUAAUAUGGGCGAGAUCGAAGUGGAACCGGUCGCGGAUUUAGAAACCGUGCGUAAUUUAGUGGACAAGUUGGAGUUGAACAACAGUCCGUCAAAAGACCACGUGGGCAACGUUAUGCCGAAACUAUCGCCCGACUGGUGUUUUGUCGAUUGUUGCACUGCCGAACGGUUCUUUAGGAUCGACCGGGCUCAGGAGAGCCUUCACUACCUUAUAGACAUCACACACGACCAACUGUUCGUGUUGGACGAUCCGCAUAGACCGCCGUCCGCCGAAGAAGACGUGGCGGUGGUCCUGAAAGCCAAAGAACUGGCCGACGACCGAGGUGCUCAGGAUACGACAACGAGCAUGCGGGUAAAGUCGGAGAUAAGUCGAUUGGAAAGCAUCAAAACAAAGUCAACGGUCAAAUGUCCACAAGACGAAGGCCAGACCAACGGGACCAAUCAUUCCACAAGAGCUAGUGAAGUAUACAAUCGUCUAUUCGACCUUCAAUCAAAUGAAGAUCAUCAUUACGGUCAAGUGCGGACUUCCGAUAAAAUAAUCGAAGCGGCCAAAACAGGGAACUUAAAUAUGCUGAGAAAUCUGUUCGAAAUGGGUUACUCUCUGAUGUCCAUCAACAAGGACGGUCAGACAGCUCUACAUGUGGCCAGCCAGCGCGGCGAUUCCAACCUGGUUAGGUACAUACUGGCCAACGCGCCGUCCAACAUCGUGUCGGUCAAAGACAACCUAGAAGGGCAGACGGCACUGCACGUGGCUGUCCAAAACGGCGAACGAAAGAUCUGUUACCUAUUGGUGUCGGCCGGGGCGCCGCUACUGGCCGUCGAUAAACAAGACCGGACGGCUCAGCAGAUAGCUGAACAGACCAGAGACUACGAUCUCGCCAAAUACUUGGAAUACAGAAGACGAAACGACGAAUUUGCUUAAGGACUAAGGAAAGGCUAAAACCGAUACGGUCUGUAUCUGUCUAAAAAACAAAACAAAAAUAGUUUUUCAUAGUAAAAUCUGCAUAACAAAACAAAUAAUAAUAAUAAUACGAUCCCGGUAUACUUAAGUCCUUCAUCCGUCGUAGUUCACUGCCUGCCCAUUAUACGCUUUUAUAUUUUUAUACGAACAAAGAUAUUAUUAUUAUACCUGAUCGUAAAUCAGCAUGGACAAUAGUAAAUAAUUAAUAUUAUAGAGAAAACGUCGAGUUCAACAUUUUUACAAUACACUUUGGUAACUACUAUACUUAUUAUGAUACCUAGUUGAACUGUUACUGAUGCACGUAAUAUUAGUUUUUUUUUAUGUUCCUGACGUCCUUAGAUACUAGCUAUUAUUAUCCUCGAUGGAUUUGAGGUCCUUAAUGGAGACGUCAUAUUAUUAUAUUUUGCAUAAUUUUACCGUAUCGGUAAAGUAGGGCUACUAUAGCUUCGAUAGUCUAAUAAUAGUAAAACGAUU